UGGAACGCUCAGACGCCGCGCAGGGCGGGGAUUGGCUCGCUCCCUUCCUGUGCGUUCGCUGCCGCGGUUCGUGGGACACCUGCUUGCUGUGCCCGGUGUGGUGCUCAGCUCCCAACUCGAGCUCCGCGGCGCGGGAAGAAAGGCCGUGCGUCCCCGGCCUCCGACGGGAACCGCGCUGAGCGUUCGCAGGGCAAGAUGAGCGCGGACGCGGCGGCCGGGGAGCCCCUGCCCCGGCUCUGCUGCCUGGAGAAGGGUCCGAACGGCUACGGCUUCCACCUGCACGGAGAGAAGGGCAAGGUGGGCCAGUUUAUCCGGCUGGUGGAGCCCGGCUCGCCAGCCGAGAAGUCGGGGCUGCUGGCCGGGGACCGAUUGGUGGAGGUGAACGGCGAGAAUGUGGAGAAGGAGACGCAUCAGCAGGUGGUGAGCCGCAUCCGCGCGGCGCUGAACGCCGUGCGCCUGCUGGUGGUCGACCCCGCGACGGACGAGCAUCUCAAGAAGCUGGGCGUCCCGGUCGGGGAGGAGCUGCUGCGCGCCCAGAAGUCCGAACAAGCCGAGCCGCCGGCCGCCGCUGACGCACCGGAGGCUGGAGACCAGAACGAGACCGAAAAGAGCCACCUGGAGCGGCGUGAGCUCCGGCCUCGGCUCUGCACCAUGAAGAAAGGUCCCAAUGGCUAUGGCUUCAACCUGCACAGUGACAAGUCUAAGCCAGGCCAGUUCAUCCGAGCAGUGGACCCAGACUCACCAGCAGAGGCCUCUGGACUCCGGGCCCAGGACCGCAUUGUGGAGGUCAAUGGUGUCUGCAUGGAGGGCAAGCAGCAUGGAGACGUGGUGUCCGCCAUCAAGGCUGGAGGGGACGAGGCCAAGCUGCUGGUGGUAGACAAGGAAGCCGAUGAGUUCUUCAAGAAGUGCAAAGUGAUCCCAUCCCAGGAACACCUGGAUGGCCCCUUGCCUGAGCCCUUCACCAAUGGAGAGAUACAGAAGGAGAGCAGCUGUGAAGCCCUGGUAGAGGCAGCUUCAGAGAGCCCCAGGCCAGCCCUGGCAAGAUCUGCCUCCAGCGAUACCAGUGAGGAGCUAAAUUCCCAAGACAGCCCCAAGAGACAGGAGUCCACCGAGCCCUCAUCUACCUCCUCCUCCUCUGACCCCAUCUUGGACUUCAACAUCUCCCUGGCUGUGGCUAAAGAGAGAGCCCACCAGAAGCGCAGUAGCAAGCGGGCCCCGCAGAUGGACUGGAGCAAGAAAAAUGAACUGUUCAGCAACCUCUGAGCACCUGAUCACCCGCUGGCCAGUGCUGGAAGGUGGAGCCACCCAUCCACCUGAUCUAGCUCCCCCUUUCCUCCCCAGUUGCCCACCAAUCAACAUUCAAAUCAGCAUCAGCACCCCACCUCACCCCACUUCCUGACAAAUGAUUUUCCUAGGAAUUCUUUUCUUCCCUUACCUUAGGGAAGGGGAAUGUUUCUGUCCUGCCCCCUCACUCCUCCCUGAGGGCUUCCUCCUACCAAGUGUCCCCUCACCAGUCUGCCUAGGACAUCCCUGGGAUCCUCACCAAGAAAG
This is a messenger RNA of Peromyscus eremicus (cactus mouse), 1551 nucleotides long. RefSeq names its product NHERF family PDZ scaffold protein 1 (gene Nherf1). Gene Ontology annotation, biological process: protein localization to plasma membrane. Gene Ontology annotation, cellular component: apical plasma membrane. Lineage: Eukaryota; Metazoa; Chordata; Mammalia; Rodentia; Cricetidae. The coding region runs from base 196 to 1263 and encodes 355 amino acids. The record is from RefSeq and is a predicted model, not a curated record. Gene Ontology annotation, molecular function: signaling receptor binding; protein-membrane adaptor activity. The transcript is spliced from 6 exons.